AUGCGAGACGCUCCAAAAGGGAACAAUUCUGAUACGCCAGUCCGAAGUGCUGUAAUGAAUAAAACGUUUACUCCGAGUACCAGCUAUGUCACCAAGGAGCGGGGUAACCGAGUCAUGCUGGACGAUUCGAGGAUUGGGACGGAAGAAAAGCUGCUUGAGGAGCUAAGAGAAUUUCGUUGGGAAAUGAAAUCACGCUUUGAAGAGCAGUCGAAGGAAUAUGCACAGCUUCUAGACAGAUUUAUUAGAACGGAAUCGGAGGUACAAAGGAUAAAGCAGUCUAUGAAGUUAGUUUUAGAAAAGGUUAACAAGGUAGAUUUACUAGAGUCUAAACUGAAAACUUUAUUAAUGAGGAAUGAAUUUCUGGAAAACGCUCUGGAGACCGAGAAGAAGAAGAAAGAAACGAAGAGUAAUGAAGCUAAGGUAGGCCAGUCCAAAGAGCCAGUGCAAUCAUUUGUGGAUGCCGUUAAAAAAAAUCAAACGAAGAUAGUUCCACAAAAGUGUGAGGUCAUGAAACCGGCAGAAAUAAGAAUAAUCGAUGAAGAGAAGGGAAGUCAGAGUAACGCAGUAGUUAAUUGUAAUAACAGAUGUCUGGACCUAGUCCUUAGCGGGUUAUCGGCGGACGGUAGGGUGGACGUGCUCGAGUCUCCGGAGCCGCUUGUGCCGGUGGAUGUGCAUCACCCGCCGCUGGACAUCACGGUGUCACUGCGUUCAAACUGGCAUCGUCACGCUGACGGAGUAUUACCUGAGGCGAGUCUGAUUUAUAGUUCACACAGAGCGGAGUUGGACGUAAGCGCAGCCAUCGCAGCAGCAGGCGGGGAGAAUGGAGCGGCACGGGUCCACGUGGGCAGGCUGACUUUGGACGAGAUCUUGCCGUACAUCGACGGCUUCAACCACGUGUCGAAAAUAGCUGCUCUGAGCGACGUGGAGGUGAGCCUGGUGCGCGCCUGCGUCCAGAACCUGGUCUACUACGGCGUGAUCACCCUCGUGCCCAUCUUCCAGUACUGCGCUGUGUACAGUGCUACGCCCAAGUUGCGCCAGUUGACCAGGUGCGCUGGCCUACAACGGCAGUGCGUAGAGUUCUGCGCGCGAACUCCGCGCCAGCUGCCGAAGGUGAGCGACCUGUUCCGCAUGUACGCGGGCAUGACGCACGGCAGCACGGUGCGCGACCUGUGCCGCCGGCUGCGCCCCCAGGAGCUGGCCAUCAACGAGCGCAAGCUGGUGCUCUUCGGGGUGCUGGAGGGCCUCAUACGCAGGGUCUACAAGUACCCGAUAACGCUGAACAACGAAGACACCGCGUCCGUGAGGUCUGACCACAACCAGAACGUGGUGCGCACCUACAACGGGCUGGUGUGCCUGGACGAGCUCUGCUGCCAGGGCGGCCUCUCCGCCGGCCAGCUCGAGGAGCAGUUAGAGCGGGACAGCAACGUUGUUUUCAUCGUCAAA
This is a messenger RNA of Iphiclides podalirius (scarce swallowtail), 1443 nucleotides long. Lineage: Eukaryota; Metazoa; Arthropoda; Insecta; Lepidoptera; Papilionidae. The record is from the annotation of a GenBank genome assembly.